AUGGGUGGGACAGAAGAGUCAGAGAAGAAACAUGAUAGCGAAGAGGAGCACAAGGAAAAACAUAACAAGGAGGAUGAGAAUGACCACCAGCAGGAUGAGGAGGGAAAGAAGAAAAAGAAGAAGAAAGACAAAGAAGGUAAAGAUAAGGAUAAGGAAGAAGAUGGUGAUGGGCACGAAGAGAAGAAGAAGAAGAAUCCUGAAGAUAAGAAGGAUUCUUCGAAGCUCAAGGCCAAGCUCCAAAAAAUAGAGACCAAGAUGCAGGAACUGGCCCUCAAGAAGGAAGAGAUCCUCAAGCUUAUCCAUGAAGCUGAAACUAACCCUAAUCCUGCACCCCCAACCGAGGAUCACUAA
Linum tenue is the source of this 351-nucleotide messenger RNA. Lineage: Eukaryota; Viridiplantae; Streptophyta; Magnoliopsida; Malpighiales; Linaceae. The record is from the annotation of a GenBank genome assembly.